AUGUUCUCCAAAGCUAUCAUUGCUACCGCCCUUCUCGGCGUUGCGUCCGCUCACCAGAAUCUCCACCAGUUUUGGGUCAACGAUGAGACCCCCGGCUACCAGGUCGGCAUCAGAAUGCCUCCUUCCAACAGCCCCGUCACCGACGUAAAGUCGGACGACAUGGCCUGCAACGUCGACGGUUCCAAGGUCCCCUCCGGUGUCGCGACCGUGCCCGCCGCUGAGGGCGACUCCAUCAAAGUCCAGUGGGACUCCUCCGGCCACCCCGGCCCCAUCACUCACUUCCUGUACGGACCCGUCGACGAUGCUGCCCAGGCAACUGGUAUCGGUGCCGGCUGGUUCAAGAUCGAUGAGCUGGACCAGGUCGAUGGCAAGUGGGCCAACGAGAUCAUGCAGGCCGCCAACAUGACCCACGAAUUCAAGCUCCCUACUGGCCUCGCCAGCGGAGAGUACCUUCUCCGCUCUGAGAUGCUUGCCCUCCAUGGUGCUCAGACCGUUGGUGGUGCCCAGUUCUACAUCGGUUGCGCCCAGCUCAAGAUAACCGGUACCGGCAGCAAGGGCGCCUGCGGCCCCACCAUCUCGCUCCCCGGCGCCUACAAUGCUGAGGACGCUGACAUCUACAUCCCAAAUGUCUACAACGGCUUCGACGCCUCGACCUACACCGCUCCCGGUGGCCCCGUUGCUACCUGUGGCGGCUCUGGCAACGCUUCUCCUGCACCCGCCACUUCUGCUGCGUCCAAUGGCAGUGCCAUCGCCACCCCUACUGUCUCUACUUCUUCUAUCCUCUCGUCUGCCGUUGCCACCAGCGCCGUUGCUGAGGGGACCCCCGUCGCAUCCAGCGCAGCUGCGUCUGCUCCUGUUGCUACGUCCUUUGCGCCUACCUCAGUCGCUGCUGAGACUCCUGUUGCCAGCGCGACUACCUCUACUCCUGCCUCGUCUGGUCGUGUGCUGUUGUCAUGUCGUGCUUUGCUGUGA
Molecule: messenger RNA, 972 nt
Organism: Didymella exigua CBS 183.55
Lineage: Eukaryota; Fungi; Ascomycota; Dothideomycetes; Pleosporales; Didymellaceae
Product: lytic polysaccharide monooxygenase
Exons: 2
Coding region: 1-972 (323 amino acids)
Source: RefSeq, a predicted model, not a curated record